AUGGAUUCUUUCGGGAUUCCUUCUGCCAUUUUCAGGUUGUUCCUUUUGAUUCUACACAUUCCAUUUCCACUUUCCUCUUCUUUUUCUUUACCCUUGAAAGAACUUGCAAAAGGCAAAGCAUAUGGUUUCAAAGCACCUCUGAUUCACUGGUCAUCCCCUGAAUCCCCAUUCUAUGAACCAAACCUCACUCCUGGAGAGCUUAUGCGGGCCUCAGUACGUACCUCGCGUGCCAGGGGCGAUCGCAUUCGCAAGAUCAGGUCAAGUGGCAUUUCAAACUCCAGGAAAUAUCCUGUUUCGCGAAUUAGUAUCAUAGACAAGGUUUAUGUAAUGAAAUUUAACAUUGGAAGUCCUCCUGUGGAAACCUACGCAAUUCCUGACACGGGUAGUAAUAUUGUUUGGAUACAAUGUGGCAGCCCUAUUUGCACCAACUGCUACAAGCAAAAGAUCCCCUUGUUUAAUCCUACCAAGUCAUCUACUUAUGCAAUAAGACUUUGUGGUCAUCGUGAGUGCAAACAAGCCCUGUGGGGACUAGGAGAAUAUUUAGGCUGCAAAAGUUCUGUUCAAGUAUGUAGGUACCACAUAUCGUAUGAAGAUCAUUCCUUUUCAGAAGGAACUAUAUCUACAGAUAUCAUCACAUUCCCUGAACACAUCGCAGAAUUUGGCAAUUACUCAUUGAGAAUGUUUUUUGGAUGUGGGUACAAUAACUCAGAAACCCCAGGACAAGAUCCUAACUCGUUUACUGCCCCAGGAGUAGUAGGCUUGGGCAAUGAAAUGGCUUCACUAGUCGGACAGUUAACUUUAGGCCAAUUCUCAUACUGUAUUUCAACACCUGAUGUACAAAAACCAAACGGUACUAUUGAAAUCCGGUUUGGUUUAGCCGCUAGUAUUUCAGGGCAUUCAACUGCAUUAGCAAAUAAUCUGGAAGGAUGGUAUAUUUUCCAAAACGUAGAUGGGAUCUACGUGGAUGACACGAAAGUAAAGGGAUAUCCUGAGUGGGUUUUCCAGUUUGCCGAAGGAGGAAUUGGAGGACUAAUAAUGGACUCAGGAACAACGUACACAGAACUUUACUUUUCAGCCUUGGAUGCUCUGAUCGGGGAAUUGAAAGAGCAGAUUGAAUUAGCCCCUGACACACAAGACCACAGCAAUUCUAAUUAUAGCUUAUGCUAUAAUGCAGCAAAUUUCCUUCUAACUUACGUGCCUGCUAUUGAGCUCAAGUUCACUGACAACAAAGAGGCAUACUUUCCAUUCACUUUAAGAAAUGCUUGGAUAGAUAAUGGCAAUGAUCAGUAUUGCUUGGCCAUGUUUGGUACCAGUGGCAUAUCUAUUAUUGGGAUAUAUCAACAUAGGGACAUUAAAAUUGGGUAUGAUUUAAAAUAUAAUCUUGUUUCUUUCACUGAAAUGUUUGGAUGUUUUUAA
This is a messenger RNA of Ricinus communis (castor bean), 1416 nucleotides long. Its product is annotated as probable aspartic protease At2g35615. The record is from RefSeq and is a predicted model, not a curated record. NCBI's taxonomy places the organism in Eukaryota, Viridiplantae, Streptophyta, Magnoliopsida, Malpighiales, Euphorbiaceae. The coding region runs from base 1 to 1416 and encodes 471 amino acids. The transcript has a single exon. Gene Ontology annotation, cellular component: extracellular region.